GUCAAAGUAAAGCCACCAUUUUAACGCCUUUUCUUUUGUUGAGAACACACAAUUAUGGCGGUGGACUGUGGCCAUUUCUCGUCCCAACAGAUUUAUGCCAAACAACUGUUGUCACCGCAACAUCCCGACAGCAAAGGCCCUGUCAUCGGCUCUCUGGACAUCAACAUUAUCCGACACAGACGGAGUACAGUACUGUACUAUCUUCGUGCUCACUUGUGCUGAAGCUAGCUAGAUAGCAGAAGCCAAUGCCGAGGAAGUGUAUUGGAAGGAAAUAGCAAGACCACAAGCGGCAACAAUCAGCGUACAAACAACGAGAAUUUCCAACAACAAACAAACAGCACAAUCGACAACCAUGGGAAGCGAACGAAACAGCCACCAUGACGAAGUGUUGGUAGAAGCGGAAAUCAUCACCAACGACAUUAUUUCCAAUGAUCAACAAGACGACGAAAAGGCUCCACUCAAUCAUGCUAAUACAAAUACGGAACGACGAGAUCCAUCUCCAUUGAGUUGUCGCAGCAUGAAUUCCCAAUGUUCCAUUCUCAGUAUUCGCAGUGUCGAUUGGCAAAAGACGCAACAAGAAGCCAUACUCCUCCUCGAUUUGGCCAUUCCUCAGACAUUCCUACAAUUGGGAUUGAUUUGGGCAUCGGCAUUGACCGCCUCCUACGUGGGACGACGCAUGGGGUCCAUUUAUUUGGAUGGAUUCACAUUGGGCAAUUUGACGGGAAACUUGUUCAUUUCAUCUCUGCUACAAGGAAUUCUCAGUGCCAGUGAUACGCUGAGUCCACAAGCAUUUGGAGCUGGAAAUGACCGAGAAGUGGGAUUGUUGGCCAUUCGAGGAUUUGUCGUGUCGCUGGUCGUCACGGUACCGAUACUCGUCGUAUUGUUUUCGAGUCUGGAACGAAUCUUUCAACAAUUGCAUCAAGAUCCUCUUGUGGCAGAAUUGGCCAAAACAUGGUUUCAAGUCUUUUCGCUGGGACUCCCAUUUUAUUCACUCUCCAUGAUGAUGUGGAGAUUUUUAGCGGCGCAAGGACUCAUGAUGCCCCAAGUCAUUGUGGGAGCCAUUGCCAAUCUCGUUGUCUUGCCACUCUGUUUGGAAUUGUGUAUAAAGUGGUUUGAUUUUAUCGGAUCGGCCAUUGCCAUUACGUCCUUCUCCAUUGUACACACGGCAAUGCUCUGGUUCUACUUGUGGCGGUAUCAACCGCAUUCACGCGCGUCUUGGCCGGGAUUGUCACGCGAUGUGUGGAAAGAGGCAUUGGCAUGGGAGCCCUUGGUCCAUUUUGUGCGACUGGGAUUGGGAGGGAUGCUGUGCUCCUGUGAAUGGAUCUACUGGGAAAUAUUGGUAUUAAUGGCCGGGAGUUUGGGAGUGGUGCCGCUCAGCGCUCAAACCAUUGCCAACAUGGUCGUCGAAGUCUUUUUCAUGCUGCCCAUUGGUGUCGGGAUUGGUCUGACGAUUCGCAUUGGGGCGACCCUUUCCGUCAGUGUCGCCAGAGCGCAAGUAUUGGCCAUGGCAUCUCUCUUUUUCGGUACCAUUGCCUUUGCGCUGCUGUCCAUGGUCGUCUAUUAUCAACAAAAUCUGAUUGUAUCCUUCUUCACGGUCGAACCCGACGUCAUUGAGGCGUGCCGAGCGAUUUGGUGGAAAGUGGCCCUUUUGAACUUCAACUGUGGAAUUUACGGCAUUGUCACGGGCAUUGCCACCGGGUUGGGAAUGCAGUGGACUCUGGGGAUUGCCAGUUUGGUGGCACUAGUGGUUCUGGGCCUCCCGCUGGCCUACUAUUUUGCCAUUGUACAAGGAGGAGGACUCAGUGCCAUUUGGUUUUGGAUGAAUCCACCCUACGCACUGGUCAGUUUCAUACUGCUGAUAUGCUUCACAAAGGUCGACUGGAAUGCCAUUGCGGCGGACAUUAUGCAGCGAGAACGGAGUGGCGACGAUCACAGGAAUAAGGACCCAGAACAACCGAAUGUCACGAUGAAUGGAUACGGAUCCACGGAUCAUCAUCAGAUGGUAACGGAUGUUGGAACAGCCGCAAGUCAGGCUUAGCUGUUGGAACAGGAAUUUUUGGCUCACAUAGGGCAUUGCUUCCUGGGCACGUACCAGUUUUGUAUCAUUAGUAUAGUAGCUAUUUUUGUAAAUCGUAGAACUGCAUGUAUGAAUAUAAAUGGGCAAACCUGUGCUACUUCCAA
Seminavis robusta is the source of this 2181-nucleotide messenger RNA. The record is from the annotation of a GenBank genome assembly. Lineage: Eukaryota; Bacillariophyta; Bacillariophyceae; Naviculales; Naviculaceae.